Messenger RNA from Callorhinchus milii (elephant shark), 2112 nucleotides. RefSeq names its product diphthamide biosynthesis 3 (gene dph3). NCBI's taxonomy places the organism in Eukaryota, Metazoa, Chordata, Chondrichthyes, Chimaeriformes, Callorhinchidae. Gene Ontology annotation, biological process: protein histidyl modification to diphthamide. Gene Ontology annotation, molecular function: metal ion binding. The record is from RefSeq and is a predicted model, not a curated record. The transcript is spliced from 3 exons. The coding region runs from base 32 to 283 and encodes 83 amino acids.
CCCCCCCCGGGGCCGGGGCUGAGCCGCCGUCAUGUCUGUUUUCCAUGACGAGGUGGAGAUCGAGGAUUUCGAGUAUGACGAGGAGGCGGAGGCCUACACCUACCCGUGUCCGUGCGGAGACCGCUUCACCAUCAGCAAGGAAGAUCUGGAGAAUGGGGAAGAUGUGGCAACAUGCCCUAGUUGCUCUUUAAUAGUUCGAGUCAUUUACGAUAAGGAUCAGUUCAUGUCUGGAGAAGUAGUGGAGGCAGCAACCACAAAGAAACUGGAAAGUUUGCAAUGCUGAUAUAGCAAGGACCGCAAUUCUGAUGGUCACAGGUGACAUCACCCUUGGAUGAGUCUAAUAAUCAAGAAAUGAAGAUGAACCCUGGUUAUACAGACUAGAAGUGUUUUAAUAUAUGCAAAAUGUGGACAAGUCUCCGUUGCUAGAGUAUGAAUUCUGCAGUUUAUGAGAUUAUGCAUGUGAUAGUUCAAUUUCAAAUUGGAAACUUUAUAGACACCCAAGUUUCAAAUAAACUCUAGUGGGCCAUCAAUCUUGAUUUGCCUCAGGACAGCUAUGAUUAGAACCAUAUUCCAAACAGAAAUGCAUGGUCAUUGGGUGCAAUAUUCUAUUUUUUUCAAAAUUCUAUUAAAAUCUAUAAUAAAUUGCUACAUUAAUGGACUGGAUUAUCGGGAUGUAAAACGGUAAAUCUCUAAAUCUAUGUUACAUUUUGGUACAUGCAGCAAUCCUUUCCAAAUUGUGGCCGAUCUGUAAUUCAUAAGUACAGUAUUUCAAGCACAGGGACUUAAGACUCACUCUUGCUCGAUUGGGGGAUGGUGAUGGGGGGAAAAGAACUGAGAACUGCCUGUCACUGCAACACUGUGGAUGCUAACCUAUUGGUAUCUUGCUCACUUUUUGGUAUGUAUUCUGAAAACCUUUAUGAAGCUUAUUUCAUGCAAUUGAUAAUUGGCUUCAUAGUAGAGCGAGAGAUGUUGCAAUUAUACCAAAGAAUGCAUUAAUUUACAGUGUAUUAAAAUGAUUCGGAUUGUUUAACUGGUCAGAUUUAACAAAGUGGUGGAGUUUAUAUAGCUGUUUUCCUAAAACACUAUGCUAUCAGAUAAAACUAUUUAAGAAUUAUGUUUCUGUAACUCAACUGUUGUAGCUGGGGAAAGCAAAGUUACUGUACUGAUUUUCAGUGCUGUGCUGUGAUUGAUCGAUCCACAGGUUAGUAGAAAUCAAAUGCUCUGGUUCCUGGCUAGUAAGUCUUAUCUAUCAAGAAUUGAAAUACACUUAAGAUUUCAUGUGGGUAGUUAAUAACCUUGUAUGCAAUGCCUAUUCUGUUUAUUAUUAUAAACGAUUAUAGACUUAUUUUGGUGUGUGUUUGAAAAGUUGUUGAAGUACUUUUGUGAUGAAGUUUCUAAUUUUGGAUGAUGUGUGAUUCAGAGUUUUACGAGUGUGACUGAAAAUAUAUGUUGAAUUUCCACCUAUAAGAGUUAUAUUCUUGUGAUUUGAGAGUUUUACCAAUAUUUUAUAUGCCUUUGUGAUGCUGCACGAAAAAAAACAAAUUGAUAGCUAUUCACCAAUUUGGAAUUUGAUUAAAAAAAACCUUGUUCAUUAAAUCUAAGUGGUAGUGGUUGUUCAAAGUUUGCAAAUAUGCCUUUGUGUCUGCAUUUAAAACAAAGAAUUCUGAUCUAACUUAAAACAGGGUAUCCAGUUAUUUGAAUACCAUGAUUGAUUUGAUUAGACACAUACCGAUUGAAGUAGAAUUUUUAAUAUAAAUUGGAAGAGAAUGGACAGCAAAAUAAUCAAAAAUUAAAUUGUACCUUAUGCUCACAAACAUUCUCCCUUAACCUUUUAUUUAUCUCCUGCUUCUGUGUUGCACAUCAUUCCUGAGUUAGCCAAGCAGAAGAAAUUCCCAGAUAUAAGAUCAUAAAGAUAAGGUAGGACAUGAAGGGAUUUAUAGGUGAGGUUACAAAGCAAGCUCUAAUUUAUUAUGUAUUGUAAUACACUAAUAUACUGGAAGGUGGCAGGAAAGGUUUUAGAGAAACCUGUUUAAAUCACUGAAAGUUGUUAUGUUUGAACCACAUGCUUUUAAGGAAAUAAAACACAAAAUGAAUAAAGGCAAUAUGACCAAU